AUGAACACUUCAAAUUGCUUGGGAAUUCGAGCUUUUGCCGACACUUAUGCAUGUGGAGAGCUCUUACGCUGUGCUAACAAGUAUAUCCUGCACAACUUCAAGGACGUUAUUGGCACUGAUGAGUUUUAUAAUCUUCCUGGUAAGCAAUUAGUUAAGCUGAUUUCAAGUGAAGAACUUCAGGUGCCUUCAGAAGACCAGGUUUUCAAAGCGGUUGUUGAGUGGGUCAGGUUCGAUUUACCGGCUCGACAACAAUUAUUCCCACAGUUGUUCGAGCAUGUGCGGCUUCCUCUUUGUCAUAGUGGAUUUCUGGUCAAUACGGUCAGUAAGGAAGCCUUGGUGAAGGCGAACGCUGCAUGCCGAAAUCUUGUCGAUGAAGCGAAGGACUACCAACUUCUACAAUUUUCUACACACGAACGACCAAGCAUACAAGAAUCGCGUACUCGGCCACGAAAAGUACUCACCGGUGAAAUAUUGUACGUA
This is a messenger RNA of Ostertagia ostertagi, 480 nucleotides long. The record is from the annotation of a GenBank genome assembly. Lineage: Eukaryota; Metazoa; Nematoda; Chromadorea; Rhabditida; Trichostrongylidae.